AUGAAUCGAAUAAGUGAUAAAAAUAAUAAUACAAAGCUUAAACGACGAAUUUAUUUAGAAUCCAAUCGAAUAAUACGUUACAUGCAAGAUAAUUCAUCAGUUAUUGUUGGUGGUCAUGGUAAUCAAGCUUAUAUAUUAGCUAAAGCUCCAAUAUAUGAUGAAUGGAUUCGAAAUAGUUAUGAGCUUCAAGUUUGGCAAACAUAUUUUAAAAUGGACACACAAGAUAAACAUUGGACAAAGAAGUUAUUACACGCACAAGAAAAACCUCAAGCGAGUGCUACAAUCACGAAUCGACAAGUUCAAAUAAGUACUUAUUGGACUCAAACUACAGCUGAUGCAAUAAAUUCAAGAACUGCAACAAUUUCAUCAUCAGCAGCAAAUACUGGUCGAAUUCGUGAUGCAGUUGAUCGACUGAAAACAGCAAUUUUAAAAUAUAUUCAACAUUGUACACAACAUGUUUUUCACAAGAAAAUUGACGAAGGAUUUGAUAUUGAAUCGGAUGCUGGUUAUAUAGCAUUUAAACAUUAUAAUGAAUUACGUGAAAAACGUUUUAAUUUCGAAGCUGAACAAUCGAUCUAUUUUUUAGAAGACCAGCGAGUUGAGGGCGCCGUCAACGAGCAAGAAGAAAUUGUUGCCUUGACUGUCACACGAUCAUUAACCGAGGAAGAACAUCAAUUAUUAAAAUUAGGUCCUCGGUUUAUUUAUAAUGAUCCAAAAGCGGCUUCUCGACGACGUACAACUGAGUGGACUAUGUUAAAACGUAAAUUGCAAGAUUAUCACAAAAAAUCCGAUGCAUAUAUGGAAAAAACUGAAGCAUAUGAAUGUUUACAUCAAAAUAAUCCAUUACCAAAUUUAAUUGAACGUACAAAUAAAUAUCUAUUAAACUUAAGAUUGACUAAAUGGAUUACACAGAAACAAUAUCAACAAUCAGGCAUUAAACCAAAUGAAAUGGGAUUAGAUCAUCUUUAUUCUUUACCAAAAGCUCAUAAACCUAGCACUCCACUUCGUCCAAUUAUUUCUGAUCUCAAACAUCCAACUAUAAAAAUAUCAAAGGUUCUCGAUGAAUUACUUCGACCACUAUUUAAUAAAAUGACAUCAAAUACAACUGUUACUUCUGGAACUGAACUUAUUAAACAGUUACAUCAAUGA
This is a messenger RNA of Rotaria sp. Silwood1, 1149 nucleotides long. Lineage: Eukaryota; Metazoa; Rotifera; Eurotatoria; Philodinida; Philodinidae. The record is from the annotation of a GenBank genome assembly.